AUGGAUGGUUAUUGGGGGAUCUGGAAUAAAUCGCCACCGCUGUGUGUUACCGUUAUGUGCGGUAGAUUUGAUAUUAUAGUCGAAAUUCUUCUUUUAUCUCCCACGAUUAAGAUUGAAUUGGUACUAGGUAUGGCGGUUAAACUUGGCUAUAUCUGGAUCAGACGUUAUAUUGAUGUGAAUCUCUACGACUUUGAUAGAUGCACGCCUCUGUGGUGGGUGGUUAAAAGAGGAUACUUGGAUAUUGUGGUACAAUUGGUCAAUGAUAGUCGGACAGUGUUUAAUAGUAGAAUAUAUCGAUGUCCACGAGACGAAGUAAAGUUUUGGGGAUACUCAGAUAUUGCUAAUCUUUUAACUUAUGUUAUAGAUAAGAAGAAUCUACUUACUUUUUUGAAUUAG
This is a messenger RNA of Aspergillus pseudonomiae, 396 nucleotides long. RefSeq lists its product as uncharacterized. The transcript is spliced from 3 exons. The record is from RefSeq and is a predicted model, not a curated record. Gene Ontology annotation, molecular function: protein binding. NCBI's taxonomy places the organism in Eukaryota, Fungi, Ascomycota, Eurotiomycetes, Eurotiales, Aspergillaceae. Bases 1 to 396 code for a protein of 131 amino acids.